Messenger RNA from Saccostrea cuccullata (small rock oyster), 1336 nucleotides. Its product is annotated as thromboxane A2 receptor-like. Gene Ontology annotation, cellular component: plasma membrane. The transcript has 2 exons. Gene Ontology annotation, biological process: positive regulation of cytosolic calcium ion concentration; inflammatory response; adenylate cyclase-activating G protein-coupled receptor signaling pathway. NCBI's taxonomy places the organism in Eukaryota, Metazoa, Mollusca, Bivalvia, Ostreida, Ostreidae. The record is from RefSeq and is a predicted model, not a curated record. Bases 166 to 1194 code for a protein of 342 amino acids. Gene Ontology annotation, molecular function: prostaglandin F receptor activity.
UAGUCAUAUGAGGACAUACACAUGUACGUGUACAUGAUCAUUUAGUCACCGUGUCCCCGUGCUCAUCAACUGAUGUUAAUAUAAAACCAAACAACAAAAGAUACACAGGGAUGGAAUUAUAAUUUUCAAAUUCUCUGAGCUGGAAAAUUAGUUUCAAAACUGACAAUGUCGCAAAAUGUAAGUUAUUGUGACGGUAACUUCGCCAACCCAGACCACGGAUUUACGGUAGCUUCCGGUUUCUAUAUCGUUCUUGGAGUACUCGGAAACCUGACCGCCUUUGUUCUGCUCAUCAAACAGUCGAAGUUCCACAACUGGAAAGUGUUUUAUCGCCUGGUGUUGUUGCUGGUCAGUGCGGAUCUGCUAGGGGUGGUCUUGUUUGGGAGUAUCAGUGUAAUCGAAAAUACCGCCACAACAUGGCUCGGCGGAAAAGGCUUGUGUGUCGCGGAGUCCAUCAUCAUCAUUUUCAUCUCACUAACAAACUUAUUAAUUGUGACAGUCAUUUCGCUGGAAAGAUUUCUUGCUUUAUGGCAUCCGUAUUUUUAUUCCACACUAAAACACAAUGCGUGUAUUAUGUUUGUUCCGGCAGUAAUCUUAUGCGUGGCCGUUGUCAUGGCGAUUCUGCCCGCCGUUACUGGCGACCAUUUUGAAAGGAUAUAUCCAUGUGACUUCUGUUUUAUCAAUAUCUAUGGCAACAACCUUUCUGAUUAUAUUUAUGCUUUGAUAUAUAGCAUUCUUGGACUUCUUUUAAUAACAUUGGCGAUCGUUCUGAACAUUUUAGUGAUUGUUGCAUUGUCUCAUGGUUCACGAGGUAACCCGAAACGCCAAAGUUUAAUUUCCGUAAGCCAUGAUGGAAAGGAGCACUAUUUUAUGUUGUUUCAGUUAUUGGCUGUUAUUACAGAACUGGCUGUAUGCUGGAGCCCGUUAUUGAUUAAAUUUAUCAUGACCGUGACAUUGAAGGAGAAGAAUUUUGACGAAUCACUGCUGAAAGAAAAUUAUUUAUUUUUCCGUUUUGCGGCGUGGGUUCUUGUUUUAGACCCUUUGAUAUACAUCAUAUUCAGGCGGGAAAUUAUCAUUAACGUCUGCCUGUUUUGUAAGCGUCGGGAUCACCACCAUCUGACGUCAUCAGACGACAAAGUGGAACGGAGAUCAAUGCAAUCAAAUUCAAAUAGAGCGAGUUAUGGAACUAUACAUUAAUAAUUUAUAUAAAUGAUAAAUAAUAGGGUUUUGGCUCACGGAAUAUGUAUUGGAAAAGCGCUUUGAUGACAAGAAUUUUGGAUUUCUCUUGCGCUUUAUACCAGUUACCUGACUAAAGAAAUAAAAAAAAAAACUUUGCGUU